CCCACGAUGUUCAAAUAUAGGAUCCGUAUGUUUUUCAAUGAACUGAAAGUCCUGGUUCUGAUGCGCUCUGGCUCCCGACGGACCGAAUCGGACGUGGAGUCAGACAGGCGCUCAGGCGUGAGAGGUCUUGGAGUGGGAGGCUGCGGUUGGCCACCGUUUGACUGCUCUACCCGGGAUGAUGAUGAGGAGUACUACGGGACUGACCCCCGGCCACGGAGCCUGGCGUUUGAGGAGAAAGAUGCGAAGCUUCAAGCGGGCCUGGAUGCCGUGUCCCUCACUAGCAGCAUGGAGAGCGGUAUGCGCUCGCCGCAGUGUCGGAUCUGCUUCCAGGGACCCGAACAGGGGGAGCUGUUGAGCCCAUGCCGUUGUGAUGGCUCUGUGCGAUGCACCCACCAGCCGUGUCUCAUCCGAUGGAUCAGUGAGAGGGGCUCAUGGAGCUGUGAACUUUGUUACUUCAAAUACCAAGUGCUGGCUAUAAGCACCAAGAACCCACUGCAGUGGCAGGCAAUCUCCCUGACAGUGAUCGAGAAGGUCCAGAUUGCUGCCAUCAUCCUGGGAUCGCUCUUCCUCAUCGCCAGCAUCUCCUGGUUGAUCUGGUCCUCGCUCAGCCCGUCGGCCAAGUGGCAGCGUCAGGACCUGCUCUUCCAGAUCUGCUAUGGCAUGUAUGGCUUCAUGGACAUCGUCUGCAUAGGCCUUAUAAUCCAUGAGGGUUCCUCAGUAUACCGAAUAUUUAAGCGCUGGCAGGCGGUGAACCAGCAGUGGAAAGUACUGAACUAUGAGAAAGCCAAGGACCUGGGUGACCCACUCAGCUCCAGCAGUAAGGGAGGAGGGGGUCGAGGGUCAAGGAGCACAACCCAUGUCUCAGGCCUGGGUGUACGGGCAGGCCGCACAGGCCAGCGGGUUAGGACUAUUCUAAACCACCACUGUGGCUACACCAUCCUCCACGUCCUGAGCCAGCUAAGACCCAGUGACCACCGCAUUGGCAGUGCAACUAACCGAGAGGUCGUAAUGAGAGUGACUACUGUAUGA
This is a messenger RNA of Chanos chanos (milkfish), 1029 nucleotides long. RefSeq names its product E3 ubiquitin-protein ligase MARCH9-like. NCBI's taxonomy places the organism in Eukaryota, Metazoa, Chordata, Actinopteri, Gonorynchiformes, Chanidae. The transcript has 4 exons. Gene Ontology annotation, molecular function: zinc ion binding; ubiquitin-protein transferase activity. Gene Ontology annotation, biological process: protein ubiquitination. The record is from RefSeq and is a predicted model, not a curated record. The coding region runs from base 7 to 1029 and encodes 340 amino acids.